AUGCUUGUCGCCGUUGUUGUUUUUGUGUGGUUGUGGUGCCUGAGUGCGGGGCGCAUCGCCUCCUUCUCCUUCUCCUUCUCCUUUUCCCUCUUCUCUCCAAGUUUCAGGGUAGCCUGCCGGUGCCACCGCUCAUCAGCUGAGAGAACUGACUUAUUUGCCCACCUUGCGUCCAACCAGCGUCCCCACAUGCUUCGUCGCUUCACUCCCCAAGUGCUUCACGCCAGCCAGUGGCACGUGCAAACGCUGGCGGCGCGUUUCUGCGUCAGCAUCAAAGUCCCCACAAUUGCGGAGUCGAUCAGCUCCGGCAAGGUUGUAGGGUGGACAAAGAAGGUUGGCGACCCCGUCAGCGAGGACGAGGUCAUCUGCCAGAUCGAGUCGGACAAGCUCAACGUGGACGUGCGGGCGCCGACGAGCGGCGUCAUCACGAAGAUCAACUUCGAGGAGGGGGCCGUCGUCGAGGUCGGGGCAGAGCUGUCGACGGUGAAGCCGGGGGAGGUGAAGGUGGCCGAGGAGGCGGCGGCGACAAAGGCGCCGGCCGCUGAGAAGCAGCCGCAACAGCAAGCGCCACAAGCGCCACAAACGCAGCAGCAGCAGCAGGCAGCUCCGCAGCCGCGGUCUGUAGCGGCCCCGGCGGCGGCGGCAGAACCGCGAGAGCCACGUGUUGUGGCCACUACAACUGGCUCCGAUCCACGAGUGCGCAACGUGCGCAUUUCUUCUAUGCGCCAGCGUAUAGCGGACCGUUUGAAGGCGAGUCAGAACACAUGUGCGAUGCUUACGACCUUCAACGAGAUUGACAUGACGCCCCUCAUUGAGAUGCGUAACCGGUAUAAGGAUGAGUUUUACAAGAAGCACAACGUCAAGUUGGGUUUCAUGUCUCCCUUUGUGAAGGCUUGCGCCAUUGCCCUGCAGGACAUACCGAUUGUAAAUGCCUCCUUUGGCCCCGAAUUUAUUGAGUACCACGACUUUGUCGACAUCAGCAUCGCAGUGUCGACGCCGCGGGGCCUCGUGGUUCCCGUGCUGCGGGAUGUACAGAAGUCCGACUUUGCCCAGAUUGAGAAGCAGAUCGUCGACCUUGGGGAGCGGGCGAAGGUGAACAAGCUCACCCUGGCCGAGAUGACGGGCGGCACCUUCACCGUCAGCAACGGCGGCGUGUUUGGCUCGUGGAUGGGGACGCCCAUCAUCAACCCCCCGCAGAGCGCCAUUCUCGGCAUGCACGCGACGAAGCGGAAGCCGUGGGUGGUGGGGAACGAGAUUAAGAUCCGCGACGUCAUGGCCGUCGCGCUGACGUACGACCACCGCGUCAUCGACGGCAGCGACGCGGUGCGGUUCCUCGUGAAGGUGAAGAACCUCAUUGAGGACCCCACGCGCAUGGUGCUCGACCUCGCCUAG
Messenger RNA from Trypanosoma conorhini, 1389 nucleotides. Its product is annotated as 2-oxoglutarate dehydrogenase, E2 component, dihydrolipoamide succinyltransferase. The record is from RefSeq and is a predicted model, not a curated record. Gene Ontology annotation, molecular function: acyltransferase activity. Lineage: Eukaryota; Euglenozoa; Kinetoplastea; Trypanosomatida; Trypanosomatidae. The transcript has a single exon. The coding region runs from base 1 to 1389 and encodes 462 amino acids.